AUGUAUAUACCAAGAGCAGCGCCAACAACGACAGGCCCUAUUCGACAACCACCUCCAUCGAUCAAUAACCUGUCCAGUCCCAAACCACAACAUGAUCGCCCACGGCGACUAUGGAGAAACCCUACCCAACAACCCUACUGUAACUAUAACCACAGCACCUACGACUGUCCUCCACCUACCAGCCAUGUCCUAGGACACGGCGAAAACGAAGACGACUUCCUCGCCGACGCAUCUUGUAUCAAGAGAACCCGCCACUGGAUCGGUAAAUCCAUCGAGAGCAAAGCCGCCCAUAUCACCAUCCUGCUCCUCACCCUCUGUGACAUUAUCCUGGUCAUGCUCCAGAUCGGCGCCUCACUCUUACACCUCGACGAGACUGAGCACGAGCACUGGGUCCUAGCCCUCUUUGAACAUCUCUCUCUCACCAUCGUCUCGAUCUUUAUGCUCGAAAUCCUAUUGAAGAUCUUUGCGUUUGGGCCGCGCUACUUUUGGAUCGGGACACCGCAUUGGGUCUUGCACCUUGUCGACGCUAUCAUCAUCCUCACGUCGUUCUUGCUGGAGAUCUUCUUGAAGGGUGUUGAGCAGGAGCUGUCAAGUCUCUUGAUUGUUUUCCGAUUGUGGCGAGUUAUCAAGCUGACGGGAACGGUUGCCAUUGAAGUCUCAGAGCAUGAUCAGGCCCAUGUCGCUCUGCUGGAGGCCAGAGUUAAGGAGCUUGAGCAAGAACUGGAAGAGUGUCACCUCAAAGUACAACGCCUGGAGGGAUUCAAUUCGCUGAAAGAAUCAAGAGGAAGCUCUCAUAUCGAAUAA
Messenger RNA from Linnemannia hyalina, 804 nucleotides. The record is from the annotation of a GenBank genome assembly. NCBI's taxonomy places the organism in Eukaryota, Fungi, Mortierellomycota, Mortierellomycetes, Mortierellales, Mortierellaceae.